AUGUCAAACUCACGCAUCAAUAUCCGCAUUCUGGCGAACAAGUUCUCGCCCAGUGGCCUUGCAAGCCUCGACAGCUUUAAAAUCGCCACAGAGCCAGCUCCUACCAAGGACUCGCUGAAGGAGAACCAAGUCCUGAUUCGCACCCUGUAUCUCUCCAUUGAUCCGUACCAACGUGGCCGUCUGACCGGCGCAACCGACAGCUACGCAUCAACCAGUGCUGGUUCGGCAGGGGGCGAUAUUGUCAGUACACCAGAUGCCAGCUGGGAGAGCUUUUCGGUAGUCGAUGCUGCCUUCAACUAUAAGACAUGCGGAAACUUUAUCGAGGCGAUCAAGAGGAUAGAUCCUGAGGGAGUUGACAUCUACUAUGACAAUGUGGGUGGCGAGUUCCUGGACGCUGCUCUUGCCAACAUCAACACUGGUGCGCCCUAA
Linderina pennispora is the source of this 429-nucleotide messenger RNA. RefSeq lists its product as uncharacterized. The record is from RefSeq and is a predicted model, not a curated record. The transcript has 2 exons. Bases 1 to 429 code for a protein of 142 amino acids. Gene Ontology annotation, molecular function: oxidoreductase activity, acting on the CH-CH group of donors, NAD or NADP as acceptor. NCBI's taxonomy places the organism in Eukaryota, Fungi, Kickxellomycota, Kickxellomycetes, Kickxellales, Kickxellaceae.